Molecule: messenger RNA, 1515 nt
Organism: Bombina bombina (fire-bellied toad)
Lineage: Eukaryota; Metazoa; Chordata; Amphibia; Anura; Bombinatoridae
Product: NXPE family member 3-like
Exons: 5
Coding region: 1-1515 (504 amino acids)
Source: RefSeq, a predicted model, not a curated record
AUGAGACUUGUGCCUCCACAGCCUAUAUCAUAUCCAACCUCUAAUUUAUCAGUGACUUUUCCCUCCCCCUAUGAGGAUAAAGAAACUUUGGGAAUUUUAAAAUUGAUAGACUGGCCAAGCCCUCCAUCAAUUAUUACCAACUUGUCUUUUUCCACUAGCCCCCAAAAUUGCCAGUAUUACAUGCUAAAUUCGCAAACUGAAUACAAAGUGGGGGAUACCCUGAAGGUUAUAAUAUUAUCUCGAGAUCACGAUGGCCGUCCCAAGGCUUAUGGAGGAGACUUUUUCCAGGCAAAAGUGCAUUCUCCUAAUCUCAAGGCUGGAAUAACUGGACAAGUGUUGGACUAUGGUAAUGGUACUUAUCUGGCUACAUUCCGACUCUUAUGGCCAGGAAAAGUACAAGUGGACAUCCGAUUGAUUCACUCGAGUGAGGCUGUGGCUGUUCUAAAGGACAAAAGAGAGAAACAUCCAGAAAAGGUUUAUUUUAAUGGCUUUUUUCAUUUUAAUGGGAGCACUGAGGUGACAGAAUGCAAUUUGGAAGUGUCUCAUACGGAUGUUUGUAGCUACAAGGACCCUGUGAGUGGUGACACAUGGCAGUGUAUUAAACCACAGAAUCUACCUUGUGACUCCUGGGUUUACCAUUCAAUGGGAGGAUACCGCCAUGUGACAAAUGCACUGGAGGACUCAUUACUUAGUGGGUCUGUCACAAAUCAGAUAAUUAAGGGAUCAGUUUCUUCAAUUGAGGUUGGAAUGUCAAACUAUAGCUUGGAGCUCAACUCUAAGCUUCCAGCCUGUACCCCUGGUCAAGAGCAACAACAGCCCUCUGGCUAUUAUUAUAAUGACAACUGGACUUCUCUAGUCUGUUUGGGGCAACAUUUCCCUGAUCAUUCUGACGCCAGCUCCUGCCUCCGGGGGAAGGUUAUCUACAUGUUUGGAGACUCAACUCUACGUCAGUGGUUUGAAUAUUUGGAACAUUUCAUACCAACCCUGAAGAGGAUUGACCUGCAUGUUAAUUACAAAUCUGGUCCUCUGGUGGCAGUUGAUGCAGACUCUGGACUAUAUAUGGAAUGGCGAGCUCAUGGAUUACCCCUAAGGACCAGCAAAACCAUGGUAUCUGACUUGCAUUAUGAGGCAGCACAUCUUGCUGGAAUCGGGGGAGGACCAAACACAGUGGUGGUCCUGACAAUUUGGGCUCACUUCACCACCUAUCCUGUUGCAGUCUACUUGCAGAGAUUAGCUACAAUACGUAAAGCAAUAGCUUCUCUCCUUUUUCGCAGCCCUCAGACAAUUGUGCUGAUCAAGUCGGCCAACACUGGCUACAAAUCAUUAUAUGGUAGUGAUUGGUUGUCACUUCAGCUGGACAUUUUACUACGGGCAUUCUUUAAGGGAAUGACUGUUACUGUGCUGGAUGUCUGGGAUAUGACAUCAUGUCACUACCUGCUGGAUAACAUUCACCCAGGACAGCAAGUAGUUAGAAAUGAAAUUGAUCUAAUGUUAUCCUAUAUCUGUCCCAAAUAA